CCCGCCUCUCAACAAUCGAAUCAUGUUCUCAGCCAAGAGCUCUGCAAUUGUGGCCGUAGUCCUCGCCCAGCUGGUGGCUCUUAUCCAGGGAGGAGUCUACAGCUAUGAGGACAAGUGGGUGUACCUGGACAAGACCCUGGACCUUCCAGAGGAAGCGAUUCUCGGUGGCAUCGAUCCCGAUGGUUACUACACCUACGUGGGUCGUGUCACAUACAGCAGUAACAUUCUGCCAGCCCGAGUGGUUCCGGAACUGGGAAAGGCCACCUACAACACCGACACCUUGGGCAACCAGGCCACCACCUACGAGGUGCUGGUGUCCAACGCCACUGUAGGCUACCAUUGGAUCCGAAGUUUCGAUGGUUUCCGGGAGAAGAACGCCGUAUCUGUGGGAACCAACGCAUCCAGUGAGCGUGUCUUUAUCUGCCGUGUCCGCUGUGAUGAAUCCAUCUUUAUCGGCACUUUGUACCUUGCCAAGCGGAUGUGCAUCGUCAAGUACGACAACUUCCCGCUCCGGCAGUUCGACAAGUACGAGAUCCUCGUCCGCGAACGUCGUGUAGCUGCCAUCUCCCCAUUUGAUGAUUUUUAUAUACAACAUUAAAUGCUGAGCAACAAAAUAAAUACAAUCAAAUAUAUA
Drosophila mauritiana is the source of this 634-nucleotide messenger RNA. RefSeq lists its product as uncharacterized. The record is from RefSeq and is a predicted model, not a curated record. The transcript has a single exon. NCBI's taxonomy places the organism in Eukaryota, Metazoa, Arthropoda, Insecta, Diptera, Drosophilidae. Bases 23 to 598 code for a protein of 191 amino acids.